Macrosiphum euphorbiae (potato aphid) is the source of this 693-nucleotide messenger RNA. The record is from the annotation of a GenBank genome assembly. NCBI's taxonomy places the organism in Eukaryota, Metazoa, Arthropoda, Insecta, Hemiptera, Aphididae.
AUGGUAAAAAGAGUUCGUAAUACCAAUUGGGACGCAGAUCCAGAAAUCGGUGAACAUGAAGUCAGAUAUUCAGCAUAUGUUACCAAAUCACCAAAAAGAUCUAGAUUAUCACCUGAGAGAAGACCAUUUUUGGCAUAUGGGGAAGGACCAGAUGUUGACUGUGAAAUAGAUGAUGAAUCUGAUACACCUGAUUAUUUAAGUUAUAGUAUAAUACCAAAAGAGAUUGAAGAAACAUUAGCAAAAGCUCCAAAAGAAUUAAAAAAAACCAAAAAAAAUCCAAAUUUAGAAUUAUCUCUCGAUCAUGUUUAUAAGGUAAUACGUGAAAUAAAACUACCAACAUUUCAAAGGAUUAUAAAACAAAACAAGUAUGAAUUAAUUCGGGUAGCAAAACGUAGUCCAGAUCGGCAUCAUUUGAAUAUUACUCAACUUUUGUUAAGAACAAUAUUUAAUCCUGUUCAAAAGGUUUGGAUAUAUUCACAAAUAAAGGAAGUAUUAAAUAUCUCUCCGCAUGAAUUCGCUAAAGUUAAAUAUGUAUAUACAGUACUAGCACCAGAAGUAGCACUAAUGGUUUUGAAAAAUAAAUUUAAAAAAUUUGCUAAAAUAUGUGAUGAAAAUCAAUUGAAUGCUUUCACUCUUUUAAAUAGUACAUUUUUUGAUGACCUAUAUAAAAAAGAUUUACAUUGUCGUACCUAA